Cyclopterus lumpus (lumpfish) is the source of this 1469-nucleotide messenger RNA. RefSeq names its product gsk3b interacting protein (gene gskip). Gene Ontology annotation, cellular component: cytoplasm. The transcript has 3 exons. Lineage: Eukaryota; Metazoa; Chordata; Actinopteri; Perciformes; Cyclopteridae. Gene Ontology annotation, molecular function: protein kinase A binding; kinase regulator activity. The record is from RefSeq and is a predicted model, not a curated record. Gene Ontology annotation, biological process: regulation of canonical Wnt signaling pathway. The coding region runs from base 229 to 630 and encodes 133 amino acids.
GACUUCCAGACGGUCGUUGGGUCAAGAAUGAAGUCGUUAUUUUAGACGCUGAAUUAAACUACAAACGGGGCGUGCGUUAACGUGAUUAGUCUCUGGUUACCGACACGUUUGAAGCUCAGCAGUUACCGAUCUCACGUGAGGUGACGCUCAUUUGAGGGAACCGGCUCUGAGAGCUCGUGAGGGCCGGAAGCGUCAACAAGCCGGAAGAACGCGUCCAACGAGGAGGGGAUGGAGAUUGACUGCCAGCCCGAGGAAUCCCUCGUCUCUUCAUUUGAUGAGGACUAUGUUGUGCCUGCUAACGUCAAGGACAUGGGUUUGGAGGCAGAGGCAGUGGUAAAGGACGUACUUUUUGCCGUUGCUGAAAUGUAUGUGUCGCAAAGUCUCAACAGCGCGUCAGAUGUGGCCUACAUAAACAUGAAAACACGAGAGGGAAACCAGUAUUGUGUGGAGCUCACAGAGGCGGGAUUGCGGGUGGUGGGCUAUGCCUUCAAUCAAGUGGACGAGGAUUUAAACACCCAGUAUUACGAGACAGUUUACUCACUUCUCGACUCGCUGAGUCCGGGCUACAGAGAAGCCUUUGGGAACGCUUUGCUCCAGCGGCUAGAGAGGCUGAAGCAAACCGGACAGUGAAAAGGACCACGAUGCUGCGCAAGUUAAAGUGGAAUGGAGGUUGAUGAUGUGGGUGUAUGAGCAAAGUCUGGUCAAAUAUUAUAGUCUGUGACAAACCUGCCCAACUACCACUACAAUAAGGGGUACCCUGCUCUAAUGGAACUGCGUGGUAUUGGCUGUAACAUUGUAUUGACUUUACUGUGGAAAGAUUUUCCAACUUGCACGAUACAAUUUUGUAACUGUGUUCACCGUUUGAGAAUCCUGGAUAGUUUUGUACUCAUCAAAAAGGAUCUAAGAAAGAAGGUUAUAUGAAUUAUAGCUCCAGUUUAGUUCUGUCCUGCUUGCACUAAAACUGAACAGAUUUCUGCUCAAACAUACCCAACUAGUGCAGCAGUGCAACAAAUGCCGCCUUAAUGACUGGACUUUUUAAAAUAAGAAAAUAUAACUAAUUUGUGUUGCAUUGACAGAUUAAUGCCAUCACGUUUCACAUGGUUAACUAGGUCAGACACCUUUGAAAAGUGUAUACAAUCCCAAUUUAUUUUCUCCAUUUCCUUCCUGUAUAAAUGUAUAUUUGCCACUCAAUUCUGGGGUAAUUUUCAAUGCACCACAUUUGUUUUAAUACAAGGAAGACAUGUUGAGUCGUUUCAAACGGCUUUGAUUAGUCAGUAUUUAGACGGCAUUCCUUGCUGCUGGCCUUUGCUCAGGCCAAUACGUUCUCAGAAUUACAUCAGUCUGCAUUUGUACCUCAUGUUUAGCCUCAAAUGUCCGACAGGCACAUUUGUUUUAAAAUGAAAACCAUUUUGUUCACUGCAUCAAGUGCUGAUUUGGAGGCAAUGUAUUAAAGUGUGUCUACAAUAGUG